Molecule: messenger RNA, 711 nt
Organism: Microthlaspi erraticum
Lineage: Eukaryota; Viridiplantae; Streptophyta; Magnoliopsida; Brassicales; Brassicaceae
Source: the annotation of a GenBank genome assembly
AUGGAGCGCAAGACCAUUGACUUUGACCAAGGAUGGGAAUAUAUACAUAGUGGUAUCACUAAGAAGAAUCGCUAUUUGGAAGGACUUGGGCCGGCACCUGGCCCUGAGGAAUAUAUGGAGCUUUACACGACUGUCUACAACAUGUCACCCAGAAACCUCCUCAUGAUUACGCACGGCAGAUUUAUGACAAGUAUAGUGAAGCAGCUGAGGAAUAUGAACUUCAUUUGUCGGAGAUCACUCCCAACAGUGGAAGAAGUUGGCCUUACAUGCUUUAGUGACCUGGUCUAUAACAAUCUGCAACGCAAGGUCAAAGAAGCUGUGAUAACACUAGUUGAUAGAGAGCGAGACGGAGAGGAUAUUGAUAGGGAGCUGGUGAAAAGCGUAGUUGAGUUUUACGUGGAGAUUGGAAUGGGAAAGAUGGAAAGAUACGAACAAGAUUUCGAGAGGUUCUUGCUUGAAGAAUGUCUAAAGAAGGAGAAGGAGAGAGUGACUCAUUACCUUCCCUCAAGCAGUGUUCCAAAGUUGGUUAAGAAAGUUGAACAUGAUCUGUUAGUGAAGUAUGCAAAUCAGCUUCAGCUUCUACAGCAAUCAGAGUUUUGUGAAAUGGCGCGAGGCUUGGAACAUAUUGAAAACAUAUUCAAGAAAUAUGUCACAGAUGCAGAGCGUACCGACCUGCUCUCUCGCGACCCCGAGCCAACAUGUUUUGAUUGA